UACUAAAUCCAUUUAGCAUGUUCAUGUAUAUGUGUCUGGGGCUGACAACUUGGGUUGGACAACCCAUUGAGAAUACAUCUCUGGAGGAAAUGGCUUCUCUCUUUGCUGCAAUUGGGCACCUACCCGUAAGUACAAGAUGCAUUUUCAUGACUUCCUAGGGCCAUCUGACCGCGAAAAUGGGCUCAAAAACAAAGACGACAGAGAAGACGAAUCCCCACCCACCUCUACGCCCCGCCGAAUCAGCUGCUCUGAUGCGUGGCUGCCUAAGAGGGCUGGAAUCUGUCAGUUUCAUGGAACAAAUGCAGAGAAUCCCGAACCAGCCCCUCCCCACCCCUGCUUCUCAGUCCAAGAAGAGGAGGACACCACUGUCAUCUUUCUUUUCCAAGGUCUCUUGGAAACUGAGGCUGCAGAAGCGGGAACCUUUGAAGAAUCUGUUUUUCGUCUUGGCAGAAAGAGCCCGGGGUCCUAAUCCUAGAAAGCGCCAUCUAGCAAUGAGAGGCCUGGGUAUCUUGGCCCAUGAAGCUCCUGACAAGCAGGUGAGAAAGUAUAAGAAAGUUAUGCUUGACCUGCUGGUACACGGGCUGUAUGAUCCUGUGAGUUCCGAAGUCAUUCAUGAGAGUGUGAAGACGCUGACUAUCAUGUUGGGCAAGAUCCAGGGCCAACGGCUGGGCUCCUUCUUCAUAGACAUCACCCUUCAGACCCGGACCCUAUUGGAUGAUGAGGAUGACGGCGUGCGCUACUCGGCCUUUGUCCUCUUUGGGCAGUUGGCUGCAUUUGCUGGGCGGAAAUGGAAGAAGUUCUUCACCCACCAGGUCAACCAGACCCAAGAUUCCCUCCUAAGCCAUUUGCAGGACGAAAGCCCUCAGGUUGCCAAGGCUUGCACAAUGGCUGUUCAAGCCUGUGUUCCAUACCUGAAACCCAGAAAGGAGCAGAGUUUCCAAAGUGAAGAAGACCAGAAGAACCGCAGGCUUUCCCGGCAACUGAGCCACUACCAUCCAGAGAUCCUGCUGUUCUUCUAUGCCAAUAAAAUCCUGUAGAUCCAGAGCAGCAGAGAAAGCCCACGGGAGUGUCCUGCCCCAGCAUGGAAUUUCCCGUCUGUCUCAUAGGAUACCUCUUUGACUCUCGAGUGAUUGUAAGAGAAUAGAGGAUGUCAGAGAGCAACUGAAAAAAAUCACCCUGGAAGUGCAUGCAAAGUAAAAUUCUAUGCAAGCGUGUGCACAUACAUGCACAUGACUGUGGAGGUCAGAGGACGACCUCACUGCUGUUCCUAAGGCGUCAUCCAUCUUUCCACUGAAACAGGAUCUUUGACUGGCCUGGGGCUUGCAGGAGCUUAGACUAGGCUUGAUAGCUAGUGAGCCAGUUCUGGGGUUAUAACCACAGUCCAGUGAACCAACCUUUUUUUGACUGUGCCAAAUUCAGGCCCUUAUACCUACUUGUGCUGACUAAGCCGGCUCCCCAGCCCAGUAGAUGCACACUUCCUUAAAACAUUUAACAUGCAUGAUGUCCCAAUCGCUCCUUUCUCACUCUCUCUCUGCCAGGUGACACACAUUUAUAAUAUGUAACUUCUGAGGCUUGGGGGAACAAUUGUUACCUUAAACAUUUUUAAACUGUAUUUGUUUUUGAUAGUUUGCUAUUUGCUACCGACCAGGAGACCAAGGAGCUGGCUUACAAUGUGUCUUUAAUUUCAGAUGAUCUUAAAAUGUCAUGGUCUUAAAAUCAUCUUUAAAAAGAACAACAAGGAAAAGAAAUAUUAUUGAAAAUCCACUGAAUGAUGAUAAGUUACAGAAUAAAAACAGUAACAUUUACUGAGAA
Molecule: messenger RNA, 1812 nt
Organism: Rattus rattus (black rat)
Lineage: Eukaryota; Metazoa; Chordata; Mammalia; Rodentia; Muridae
Gene: Mro
Product: maestro
Exons: 7
Coding region: 177-1037 (286 amino acids)
Cellular component (GO): cytoplasm
Source: RefSeq, a predicted model, not a curated record